Molecule: messenger RNA, 1161 nt
Organism: Diorhabda sublineata
Lineage: Eukaryota; Metazoa; Arthropoda; Insecta; Coleoptera; Chrysomelidae
Product: probable multidrug resistance-associated protein lethal(2)03659
Exons: 5
Coding region: 132-1121 (329 amino acids)
Biological process (GO): transmembrane transport
Cellular component (GO): membrane
Molecular function (GO): ATP hydrolysis activity; ATPase-coupled transmembrane transporter activity; ATP binding
Source: RefSeq, a predicted model, not a curated record
UACAAGACAUUCACAGUUCAGCUUGGUUCUUAUACAUAGCUGCCAGUAAAUGUUUUUCCCUUUGGUUAGAUCUCAUCUGUCAAUUUUUUAUAAUCGCGGUUAUUUUUACACUGUUAUUUUUCAAUAAAGAUAUGUAUGGGGGCGAUAUGGGUCUUAUAAUCACCCAAUAUUUAAGUCUCAUGGGUUCUCUUCAAUGGGGAAUGCGUCAAUGGACGGAAUUAGAAACAAACAUGAUAUCUGUCGAAAGAAUAUUACAUUAUACAGAACUGAAUAUUGAACCAAUAUUAAAAGAAAAUCCCGAAGUUUCUGUAAAUUGGCCGGAAAAAGGAGAAAUAGAAUUUAAACACGUAUUUUUGAAAUACGAUUUUAAAGAAUCCAACGUGCUAAGUGAUUUAAAUUUUUCGAUAAAACCAGCUGAGAAAAUUGGAAUAGUAGGUCGUAGUGGUGCCGGGAAAUCAUCGAUUAUCAUAGCUCUUUUUCACUUAUAUAAUAUCGAAGGGUCUAUUUUAAUAGAUGGAGUGGAUACUACAAAAAUAUCUUCAAAUUUAGUUAGAUCGAAAAUAUCUAUUAUACCUCAAGAACCAAUACUGUUUUCAGGCGACGUCCGACAAAAUCUCGACCCGUUAAAUAAUCACACCGAUGAAAUUCUUUGGAACGCUCUAGAAGAUGUAGGAUUAAAAAAUAUUUUCAAAGAAUCCGUUGACGGUCUGUAUACUCGUAUUUUUGAAGGAGGUAAUAAUUUCAGCGUCGGACAAAGGCAGUUGAUAUGUUUAGCAAGAGCACUUAUCGAAAAUAAUAAAAUACUCGUACUAGACGAAGCUACAGCUAAUGUCGAUCCGCUUACAGACGCCCUCAUACAAGAAACCAUUCGAAAGAAGUUUGCCCGUUGUACAGUUUUAACUAUAGCACAUCGAUUGCACACUGUUAUGGAUUCUGAUAGGAUUCUUUUAAUGAAUAGUGGUAUAGUCGAGGAAUUUGAUGAACCUUACAUCUUAUUACAAUCUGAAAAAGGUGGUUUAAGACAAUUAGUCGAAGCUACUGGACCAAAAAGUGCUAAAUAUCUAACAAAAAUUGCUAUAAAGAAUCACGAGAAGAAAAUGAGAGAUGUAUCUGACUUUUAGCACAAUAAUAAUAAUAAUAAUAAAUAUAAGAAUAAUUUCC